GGCUGUCUGAAAGCAGAAUGCGCAUUUUAUCGUUUAUCGAGUCUGCGCUCGGUAGUGUUAUGUAGUGUAGUGUAUUCCUGCGACCAAAAUAAAGCUUUUAAAAGCAGCUUUCUUAAACUAGUAAAUUUCUCUGAUAAAAGAUUUUAUCGAAACGCGUUUAUAACGAGUGCGUUAAACUACGGUUUGAAAUCAAAAUUGAAUUGAUUUGUGAUUGUGCUUACCGCUUAACGGCGGUGGUAAUGUAAAACCACUAUUUUCAUUCAAAACUUUUUCUCGAAGCGUUUCCUCAAGAACACAACGCUGGCUACUGAAAUUAGAUACAGAAUUGGAAUGAGACUGAUUUUAAAGAAAUUUAUUAUCCAUACAUCGUCCGACCACUUUUCAGAAAAUCCUUCGUAUAUUUUAUCUCUCUAGUUUCUUAUUUUCUUUGCAUUUUCAAUAUUCCGUUCGUUUUAUCGUUCCUGACAUAGUUCAAUAAUGUUAUAACAUAUAUAAUUGAAAAGGCUGUAUACAGUGUGUAUGAAUUACAACUGUUGUUGUCACACCGAAAGUAGUGAUAGAAUUUGCGUUUCUUCCAGUCUAAAGUGUUCUUUUUCCGAUAUUGUCAGCAAGCAACCUAUUAAGAUGGAAUCCAAAAGAUUUACUGAAAAGGAUGGAGAUAUCGACACAAAAGGUGCCCAAUCGGCCACAGCUCCUCGUAGGGGCUUCCCCAACCAGUUCAACCCUCUACUGGUGGCCAUGGUAGGCCUACCGGGUAGAGGAAAAUCGCUUCUUGCCAAGAGACUAACCAGAUACUUGAAUUAUACAGGAGACACUUGUGCAGUCUAUGACAUAUCCGAAUACCGUCGUAAACACAUGAAGAAAUACGCCUCCCAUGAAAUGUUCCGCGCCGACAACCUUCCUGCCUGGCGCAUACGUCAGCAGAGCUUUAGAGAAGCUCUGGAGGAGGCCUGCGAUUGGCUGGACGAGUCGGGACACCACGUGGCCAUUUUGGACGGGCCCAACGUGUCCCGCUCACAGAGGCAGGAAAUCUACGAUUUGGCCCACGGCCAGCGCGGGUUCAGAGUGAUGUUCAUAGAAUGCGUUUGUGAGGAUCCUGUACUGCUAGAAAGAAAUUUCAAGGAAAUCCUACAAUAUGGCGCUGAUUACCAUGACAUGGCUACAGAACAAGCCCUAAAAGAUCUUACGUUCAAGAUGGCCCAUUACAAAGCCCAGUACGAGUCUCCGACGUUGGGCAGCUUGUGGGAGUUGCCCUGUCCCAUGGUGAAGUUACUGGACGGGGGUGAUGGUGGAGUAAUUGCUCAUGGAGUCACCGGAAUCAAGGAAAGCAAAAUUUUGGCUUACGUCUCCACUCCCAAACCCUAUCAACAAACUUUAUACUUCAGCAGACAUGGCGAAAGCGAGUUCAACGUUAUCGGACGCAUAGGCGGCGACGCUCCGUUGUCGCCGAGGGGUCGCAUGUACUCCAAGUCGCUGGCCAAGCACAUCCACGCCUUGAACUUACCAGGCCUCCAGGUCUGGACGUCCACCCUUCAACGCACCAAGGCCACCAGCGCCCACAUCAACGCGCCCAAACAGGCGCUGCACGAACUGGACGAGAUCUGGUCGGGCGACUGUGAGAGUCUCUCCUACGAAGAACUGCAAGAAAGGUUUCCAAAGGAACUCGCUUUGAGAGAUAGGGAGAAGCUGAAGUACCGUUAUCCGCAAGGGGAAUCGUACGUGGACGUCAUGCAGCGAUUGGUACCCGUUCUUACGCAGCUGGAAUGCGAAACAAACGUAUUGACUGUCUCCCAUCAGGCAGUGCUCCGAUGCGUGCUGGCUUAUUUUAUGGAGACCCCAGUGGACGAGAUUCCAUACGUCCACGUGCCGUUGCACACUAUUAUUAAAAUUACUCUUCAAGGAUUUAACUACAACAUGGAAACCAUCAAGAUGCCCAUCGAAUGCGUUAACACCACAAGAGCUAAACCCAUCAAUUGCUCCGAAGAUCGAACCACCGAAGAAGCUCUUCUAACUUUGCCAGCCCAUUUUGACUCAGUCACCAGCCUCAAUAACAGCCUGACACCAUGCACUUAGCAUUAUCCAGCUUGGUAAAUCUACCAAUAGUCCAGCUACAAUGGCUAGUGUAUAAACAGGAGUUUGGUAGAAGAGUGCUCGAUUGGAUUAAAGGGGAGUUAAUUUUCUAAUUCUCCCCUAGAUGGAAUGAUGAUGCUAGAUCAAGUAUUGUAGCUGGAUUUACGAUACCGCGAAUUAGAGAAGUUAGAACGAAUACUCUAUGUAAUUGCUCAGCUCAAUGAUUUAGUGUUCUGCAUGCGUAUAUCGGAUUUUUUUUUCGAAUAUAUUUUGUCUUGUUUCAUAGAAAUAUUUACUUUGAGAUAAUUAAGUAGUAUAUUGUUUUGCUAUAUUUUAAUGGCCUAAAAAUUAGUACUUAGAAUUUUAAAAAUAGCAGUUUACUAGUUGGGUUACUUUAUUAUUCAUUAAAACUUUUAGAAUUUGAUGGAAUUAUGAAUAAAUUUGUUUAUUGAAUUAUAAUAAUAUCAGACAGAAAAAUGUUAGAUUCAAAUUGUACUUAUUAGUGAUGUGCAGCUACGUUUGGGUAUUUUGUAUUUGUAAAUAGGAUAUUUGAGGUAUUUCUUUAGUGAUUUCAGGGAAUGACGGUUGCAGUUUUGACUACCAAAGAUUAUUUAAUAUUGUAACUUACGACAAAAUAUUUGACAAACUUCAUGUUAUUCUGUUGAAAACUCUACCGAAUGUUUUUUUUUUCUGAAAAUCUUGCCAUAUGACGUUGAUUUUUUAUUUGAUUGACUGAAUCAAGUCAGAGAUUUCUCUAGAUAUUGUUGAAACGUUAUACAUACGACAAAUGAUCACUAAAGAAAAAUCUGUCAUAGAUAAAUAUUUUUUCUACUAAUAUUGUUUCCAAAAUACUUCCAAGUAAACAACUUAACAAAAUAUUGGAUUACUUCUGUUGGAUAGAUCAUUUUCUGCACAUCACUAGUAUUUUUUUUAAUUGUGCCAUAAGACAAGCUAAAAAUAAUAAUAUUUUAAAACUAAUAAUGUAUGGAUAUAGAGGUUAGGGAGGUACAAAAUGUUAUGAUUGGAUAUAAUUACAGGUAAAAAAAAAUAUUUCUUUUGAUAAUAUUUAUAUAGAAAUAUAUAACUGAAUUUCUGAAAAUACGAAACAUAAAGAAAAUAAUGCAUACUUUUAAUUUGUACUUCUCGCACCUAUUAAACUGACAAAUUUAUUUUAAAAAUUAGAAGACUAUUUUUAAUGUUGCCAUAAUUAUUUACUCUGUAUAUUUCUCGCUCACCUUCUUUACUAUUCCUUGGAAAUUUUCUUUUUAUAUGAUAUAUUUAUAUUUUUACUCAACUUCAAUUUUUAGUUAAAAAUUGGUUUUAUUAUUUUUUUUUCUAAUAUAUACUAUACUUUCUAAGGGUUUUGUUAAUAACAAACAUAAUAAAAUGUUUACUUCAACCAGACAAAAUUUAUAAAAGGUACUGGUUAAAGGAAACAUUAUAGAGUUGCUUUAGACUUUUAAGGCAAAGAAAAGCACAAGAAACCCAUUUAAGCAUAGGGCCAGACUGAGGAAAAGAUUUAAUGUUACUUUCUAAUAGAGCUAGUCAACCUAAAAUUAAAAAAAAAUUGGACCUUAUGUUUUGAAAUUUCUUAUUUUUUCUUAUUUUUCAAAAUAUGGGGACAAAGUAAUAAAAGUAAUUAAUUUAUUUUGGAUUAUUAGGUUGUGCAAACAUCCAACGUCAAUUCUUGUGCUUCUAAAUACAGCCAUAUAAGGAAGGUAUAAUGUUCAUUAGUUAGUUCAUAGCUAUAAUGAUAAUAUUUUAAGAGACUAAUAUUAAAGUUAUAGUUAAUUAUAGGUAAAAAGUUUCUUUUUGCCCCUUAUAGGCUGAUUUAUUUCAAUACUGCAAUUGAACUGUAAUUGUAUCACCAUCUUUGAUUAAUGUUAUAUAUAUAUCAAAGGUGUUAUCAAAUUAAGAUUGCAUGAUGUUUCUGAGUUCUGACUUCAGAGGUUUUCAAAAUAUAUGUACGCUGCGUGCAAUAAUCAAUUUUGGGUUGUUUAAAUGAAAAUAAUAAAGAAAAGGAACCUUUUAGUGGAUGGAUGGAACUGUUUUCUUACUGGAAGAUUUCUUCCAGUCACAAAGCAAUAAUACGUUGGUAUUUUGAAAACUAUUAUACUAAGGUAGAAUUAACUGUGAUUAUUAUAUUUCUAUAUAGCAUUUUUUUAUUUUCUUAUAGUUGAUUAAGCUGACUUUUUCUUGUCGUAGGAAAUACUAGGAGUGUUUCCUAAGUAGUUCUGUUUUAAGAAUUAGACAGGAAUAAAAUGAGAAUAGAAAAAA
This is a messenger RNA of Sitophilus oryzae (rice weevil), 4347 nucleotides long. RefSeq names its product 6-phosphofructo-2-kinase/fructose-2,6-bisphosphatase-like. Gene Ontology annotation, biological process: fructose 2,6-bisphosphate metabolic process; fructose metabolic process. The record is from RefSeq and is a predicted model, not a curated record. Bases 520 to 2073 code for a protein of 517 amino acids. Gene Ontology annotation, cellular component: cytosol. Gene Ontology annotation, molecular function: ATP binding; 6-phosphofructo-2-kinase activity; fructose-2,6-bisphosphate 2-phosphatase activity. Lineage: Eukaryota; Metazoa; Arthropoda; Insecta; Coleoptera; Curculionidae. The transcript has 7 exons.